Molecule: messenger RNA, 2980 nt
Organism: Vespa velutina
Lineage: Eukaryota; Metazoa; Arthropoda; Insecta; Hymenoptera; Vespidae
Gene: qsm
Exons: 9
Coding region: 825-2072 (415 amino acids)
Source: RefSeq, a predicted model, not a curated record
CCGUCAGUGUCUCUCGCGGCUUCGCACAGAGAACAUCUCUUAGUUCGAGACGAGACUUAUUCGUUUGUUCUUUUCUCUUGCGUUCCAUCGUCGUUUCCCCACUACUACUUUCCUGUGUGUUUAUAACCUUACCUUGCCGUCUCUUCUCUCUCUCUCUCUCUCUCUUUUUCUUUCUCUUUCUCUCUUUAUCUCUUUCUCUCUUUCCCUUUUUCUCUUUUUUUCUUUUUUUCUUUUUUAUUGCGUGCGUGCACGUACUUUCUCAGCGAGGACGCUCAGGAACGGAUGAGAAAAGUUGUCUCGUCCUUGAAGAAAGCGGACAACCAACGUCUAGAUGAGAGUACGUCGAGACUAGACGAAAACAUCUUCUCUUCCUCCUCCUCCUUCUCCUCCUCUUCCUUUUCCUUUCCCCUUUUCCUUUCCUCCUCUUCUUCGAUCCCUCUCACCCUUGUCAUAUAUUUUCGUCUCCUUUCUUAAAAUUUUAAUAUCCUUCCUGCGAUAGUGACCAUCACGAAAAGAGUGGACAUGGCCGACCGUCUUUGGUAUUUCCUUCUCGCCUGGAUAUUUAUCGUCGCUGUUACUCGCGCCAACGAAAAGGCAUGGAGAAUUCAUCGUCAUUCGUCUUUUCCGGAACGAAGAACGAAUGCAUCGUCGAUUGCUAUACACAGAUAAAUAAACGUACGGACGUAUGUACGUAGACGCACAUACCAAGUAAUAUAUAUGGUAUAAUUUAUGUUUACGUCGAGCACACGCCGGUCACCCCCUUUUUCCUCGACGUGUGUGCACUGUGCGCACGAAGAUAUUCGCGCUCGCCUACGGAACAAUGGAUGCAACUUUAUGUUAUAACCGUUCGCUAUGGGAGAGUAAGGGGAAGGAAAGGAGUAGGGAGAAUGGGAGAAGGAGGACAAGGGAUUGGCGUUCAAAGUAAAGUGAGAUGUUCCGAACGUUCGAUGGAAGUUGACAUUGUCAGGAGUAGUCCUCAGGCAAGGAUAUAUCUCCAACAGCUUAAGGACUAUCCAGACGCAACCUGCAAGCCGCAACUCAGCGAUGGAGUCGCAACGUUCAGAUUAUCAUUAUUAGAACAAGACAUGCUACGAUGCGGCAUCACGAGGGUCGUUAAUAAAGUUACGGGUCAGAAGGUGUACUAUCAUCGGAUAAUAGUGGAGGAGCCAGCGGAUUCCAGCAAGCACACCUUCACGGUAAAAUGUGUUAUCACCGAAGUAGUCGUGCAACCUGGAGACGCUAUCGCAGUCAAUCACACGACGGUACGACGGAGCGUCCUUCCGGAAGGAUUUCAAGAGCAGGACAUCAUCGAAGUUCGAGGUGAAAUAUCAGUCUCGGCACCCGUUCCUAUUCUAGGCGUGGGUGUAAAACAAGGUGGUACUUUGGUUACCGGUGAACUCAAUGUCAGUCCUGGUACCCCUUUGCAGAUGGAGAUAUUUCUGGACAAUGAGUCAGCACCGAUCUAUGGACUGUUAGUAACUUAUAUGCAAGUUACCGACACGAAGACUCAAGAAGAGACGAUAAUCAUUAACGGAUGUUCGGUGGAUCCAUAUCUCUUCGAGAACUUCUACACCGUGAAUGGUGAUUUUCUUACCGCAAAGUUCCGUGCUUUCAAGUUCCCUGAGAGUACCUACGUUCAGUUCCGUGGUACUGUUAAUGUCUGUCUAGACAAAUGUCUAGGGAUCGAAUGUAGUAACGGACAAAUAGGCUUCGGUAGGAAGAAAAGAGCAAUAGCAUCGUCGAACACGGAUAAGAAUAAAUUGUUCGAGGUGACCAUGUCUACCUUCAUCAAGGUCGACUUCGAGGACGACGUAAUGAUAGAUCAAGUUCUAUCAGAGUUCAUACGAAAGGGUAAAAACAGAACCGAGGAGAGAGCAGUGAUCGCUGAGGAAGAACAGUCAUCUCCGACGACGGUCAGAACGGAGGAAAGACCAGUCAUAGCAGAAGAGGUCAGAGAACAGUUCAAAUACAAGCUCACAGAGAUAGAGACUAAUGCUGCCGUUUCGUCUAUUAUCGCGACAACCUUUGGACUUUUCGUCUUCUUCAUCGCCCCUCUCUACGCUGUCCUGUAGAACGGAAAGAAAGUAUUACAUUAAUUGUAAAUAGGACGAAACACGGGAUACCUAAGUUUUCAAGUGAAAUUUAAUCUUAAGGUGGAACUUACUUUUUUUCCUUUCUUUUUUUUUCUUUUUUUUAACAAAAUACAUACGAUAGACAUGAAAGGGUUUAUAAUUAUUAAGGGUUUAAGUGUUUUGGAGAGGACAAGUCACAUGUGACGCCUAAUAAUUUUUUCAUUUCAACGAUUUUUUUCCUUUCUUUUUUUUUUUUUUUUUUUUUUUUUUUUUUUUUUGUUUUUUUUCAAUAAACACGGGUUAUACUAUACAAUAUCGUAUAAAAGAGUGUAUUUGAAAUUAUAAUAGGCGUUCAAAGUGAACGAAGAUAUCGCGCUUUGAGCGAUACAAGACGAUUUUAUGUGAUAAUGAAAAAUAAAUAUCGUUUAAAUGACAGUGAUAAAGGGAUGUUGGAAUCGCGUUAAGGGAAGAAUUUUCAUUCAAGUACAUAUAUAUAUAUAUAUAUAUAUAUAUAUAUAUAUAUAUAUAUAUAUAUAUAUAUAUAUAUAUAUAUGUACUUAUAUAAUGUAAACUCAUGAUAUUUCUCCGUUCUGCGACUGCCGAAUUUUCUUCCAUCAUCUCCUCUUGUGUUUUCUUAGACAAUCUUUACAUUUACAUGCACCUACUCUAUCUAUGAUCAAUCGUCACAAGAAAAUUGGCCUUUGCGAGCGGAGAAAACUGAAAAACCUAGUCGUGCGACGGGGUAUAAUAUUUUAACGUGACUUAAUUAUUAUAUGAUAAUAAUUAAUUAUGGCUAACUAUUACUGGUAUAACUACAGCUUAACUGUAACAUAAGUGAAAAUAAAGCGAAGGCUGAUACGACGAUUUAAAUACUAUAUGUUUGUAUGUGAUACAUUCUCUAUCGCUAA